This is a messenger RNA of Ruditapes philippinarum (Manila clam), 2313 nucleotides long. Its product is annotated as histone-lysine N-methyltransferase EZH2-like. The transcript is spliced from 18 exons. Bases 157 to 2313 code for a protein of 718 amino acids. Lineage: Eukaryota; Metazoa; Mollusca; Bivalvia; Venerida; Veneridae. Gene Ontology annotation, molecular function: histone H3K27 methyltransferase activity; protein binding. Gene Ontology annotation, biological process: chromatin remodeling. The record is from RefSeq and is a predicted model, not a curated record.
GGGAACCAGAUUAUCGGAAACCUCUGACAAUUCCGUUGAAAACUUAGUUGGCGGUAGUGUCUAUGUCUUUGUUAUUUUGUUCAGAAAUCCAUGUGUUAUUUCUAGUUAUAAAGAUAAACUGAUAAGCUUUAUAUUCAGUGAAUUUACCCGUGUGUGAUGGCUAGUGUAUUGACAACAGACGUUGUUAGUGGCAAUGGUGGAGUUAGCCAAGACAAGUGUUCGCCACUUGCAAACAGUAAAUCUCCUGACUUGAAAGGUGUUGUUAAAGCGGAGUACAUGAGGCUACGUAGAUUAAAGAAACUCAAACAUACAGAACAAGUAAAGGCAUUGUAUAGUGAUAACCGUAAAGAUAUUCAGGAAGACUUGGAAGAUCACCAAGCCAUGUAUACAAAUCCAGAAAUACAAAGUUUCUACACUCCAGAAAUACUUACAGCAGCUACACUUGACAAGAAGUGUGAAAUUACAAGUGCAAUCAAAGAGCUUGGUGUGCAAUCUGUUCCACUCCGUAUGAUGAAUCCUCUCAAACCAAUACCAUCAAUGUAUUCAUGGGCUCCAUUACAGCAAAACUAUGUGGUUGAAGAUGAAACUGUAUUACACAAUAUUCCAUAUAUGGGAGAUGAUCUUUUGGAAAAAGAUACCUCUUUUAUUGAAGAGCUUAUCAAGAAUUAUGAUGGAAAAGUUCAUGGAGACAAGGACAAAUCAAUGCUUGAUGAUGAAUUGUUGAUUAAUCUUGUACAGUCAGUUUCUGCAGCCUUUAAUAAAGAACAAAAUGAAUGUUCAAAGAGUUUUCCUGCAUUUGCUGUGUUUGAAGCCAUCAGUGAAGUUUUCCCAGAGAAAGGGAAACCUGAGACAUUGAAGCACAUGUACAAAGAUUUGCUGGAAAAAAAUGAUCCAAGUUCUUUACCAGCAGAAUGUACACCAAACAUUGACGGUCCUAAUGCCAUGUCAGUACCAAGGGAGCAAACUCUGCACUCAUUUCAUACAUUGUUUUGUCGGAGGUGUUACAAGUAUGACUGCUGUCUACAUCCUUAUAGACCAAGUCCGAGUAAGUUGAUGAGGAAGAUGCCAGACAAGAAGCAGGAACCAGAACCAUGUGGUGCAGAUUGUUUUAUGCACAUUGUUGGCUACAAGGAAAAGGAGGUAUCUGUCUCAGAUUCCGAGAAGUCGGACAAAGAGUGUAAAACUGAGCGUAGCAAAUCUCCUGUAGGAAUGAUAAAAGGAAAGAAACGUAAAACAAACGGAACUGGUAGUGGUAGUGAAGAUAGCAAUGAUGGCGUGGGUUCCAUUAUGAAAGCAAAAUACAAAAGUUUGGAUUUGAAGUACCCCAUGAAAAGUAAGAAGGUUGUGAAAGAGUGGACAGGAGCUGAAGAAUCUUUGUUCCGUGUACUGGCUGAGAUGUAUCGAACAAAUUAUUGUGCAAUAGCCAAACUACUCUGGAAUAAAAACUGUAAACAGGUAUACGAGUUCGCUUUAAAAGAGAUGAUGCAUCUACCUGAUAUUGACAGUGAGGAUAAUGAGAAAACGCCACCUAGGAAAAUUAAAUCUAAAAAAAGACCAACAAGUAAAGUUUGGGCAUUACAUUCAAAGCGAGUACAGAUGAAGAAGGACAGUAACAUUAAGACAGUGUCAAACUAUGUACCAUGUGAUCAUCCUGGUAUGAGAUGUGAUGAUACCUGUCAGUGUGUGAUGGCACAAAAUUUCUGUGAAAAGUUUUGUCAAUGUAGUGAUGAAUGUAAAAUCGUUUCCCCUGGUUGUAGAUGUAAGGCUCAGUGUAACACUAAACAAUGUCCAUGUUUCCUGGCGGUGAGAGAAUGUGACCCAGAUCUUUGUCAACCUUGUGGUGCCGACCAGUUUGAUACUGAUAAAAUUUCGUGCAAAAAUGUUAAUGUUCAACGAAAUCUAAAAAAGCACUUACUGUUAGCACCUUCAGAUGUAGCUGGUUGGGGAAUAUUCUUGAAGGAGUCGUGUGAAAAAAAUGAGUUUAUAUCAGAGUAUUGUGGUGAGAUUAUAUCACAGGAUGAGGCAGAUAGACGAGGCAAGGUCUAUGAUAAAUACAUGUGUAGUUUCCUCUUCAAUCUUAACAAUGAUUUUGUGGUUGAUGCAACACGUAAAGGAAACAAGAUCCGGUUUGCUAACCAUUCAGUCAAUCCAAAUUGUUACGCUAAGGUAAUGAUGGUGAAUGGAGAUCACAGAAUUGGAAUCUUUGCUAAACGACCAAUACAAUCAGGAGAGGAACUUUUCUUUGAUUACAGAUAUGGACCAACAGAACAACUAAGAUUUGUGGGUAUAGAAAGGGAUGUAGAGAUGAUCUGA